This is a messenger RNA of Verticillium alfalfae VaMs.102, 531 nucleotides long. RefSeq lists its product with no specific name. The coding region runs from base 1 to 531 and encodes 176 amino acids. Lineage: Eukaryota; Fungi; Ascomycota; Sordariomycetes; Glomerellales; Plectosphaerellaceae. The record is from RefSeq and is a predicted model, not a curated record. The transcript has a single exon.
AUGGGCGGCGCAGCCAGGGCCAGCAAGAAACGUCUCGCCGACCAAGGUAGCUCGUAUGACGCCCGAAUGAUGACUGUGUGCAUGAACGGGCGCGCCAUAUGGAAUAGGAAGCGAUACACUCUCGCAGGCAACGCAGAGGCUCCGAACCCCGAGCCCACCAAUGAUGCCAAGCCAGCCUGCACAGGUAGUAGGCCGACCUUGUCUGGGGCAGGCAAUGCGAACCAGGAAAUAGGGCCCAAUGCUCGUCCACCGGCAGAGAAUAGGCCAGUAGUCAAGGGCCCAGCCAGCGAUACAUCCGCCGCAACCCCGCUCCAUGCCCUCAUCCGCCUUGGGCUUGCUGCUUGCCAAGGGCAGUUGUCGAACCAGGUUUGGGUGAGAGAUGGUCCAGCUCAGGUUGAAACAUGGGCAGAAGCUCAUAACCCGAGAAACGAUGGCAUGAUAAUCGAUCAGUGGGCGAUGGACAAACCGGGAAGGUCGUCCACGCAGCAGAAGCAAUCAGUGCUUCUCUUGGCGCGCAACCUCAACGGAUGA